GAUCGAGCAUCCUGUCCUCAACAUCUCUCCUGCUGUCUCCACGGCAACACAGACUCGGGUACCACUUGUACUUAGCAACCUUGCAAGAGCAAGCAUUACCCCACUGCUUGAGUAUGGAGCUUGAGCUAUCCACUUCCAUACUAUACUCAGACAUCCUUUUCUACAAUGCCACACAGAACCUCUCCUUCUCCCCCACAUCCAACAGCAGCUUCAGUGUCCCAGGCCAGGGGGUCUCCAGAAACCAUGCUUCAAUUAUUAUGGCUGUGGCAAUUACUGCUCUUUACUCAGUGGUGUGCGUGGUGGGGCUCCUCGGCAACAUCCUGGUCAUGUAUGGAAUUGUGAGAUACACCAAGAUGAAGACAGCAACCAACAUUUACAUCUUCAAUCUUGCCUUGGCUGAUGCACUGGCAACCAGCACUUUACCUUUUCAAAGUGCCAAGUAUCUCAUGGAGACCUGGCCAUUUGGAGAAAUCCUCUGCAAAGUCGUAUUGUCCAUAGACUACUACAACAUGUUCACUAGUAUUUUUACCCUGACUAUGAUGAGUGUGGAUCGUUAUGUAGCCGUGUGCCAUCCCGUGCGAGCAUUGGACUUUAGAACCCCCUCAAAGGCCAAAGCUAUAAAUGUUUGCAUCUGGAUUUUGUCAUCUGUUAUUGGAGUGCCCAUCAUGGUUAUGGCAGUUACCAAAACAAAUAAAGUUGGCAGCAUCACUUGCAUGCUUCAAUUUCCUCGCCCUGAUUGGUAUUGGGAUACCGUUACCAAAAUCUGUGUCUUUAUCUUCGCUUUUGUGAUUCCAGUCUUGGUAAUUACAGUAUGCUAUGGGUUAAUGAUCCUUCGCCUUCGCAGUGUACGCCUCCUGUCUGGAUCAAGAGAGAAAGACCGCAACCUGCGCCGCAUAACCCGUAUGGUUCUAGUAGUGGUGGCUGCCUUCAUCAUCUGUUGGACACCCAUCCACAUCUUCGUUAUUGUGUGGACUAUGGUGGAAAUUGACAAGAGGAAUCCUUACGUUGUGGCGAGCUGGCAUUUCUGCAUUGCCCUGGGAUACACCAAUAGCAGCCUGAAUCCAGUGCUUUAUGCCUUCUUAGAUGAAAAUUUCAAGAGAUGCUUCCGAGAUUUCUGCUUUCCCUUCCGCUCACAUGCUGAACAGAGCAGUUUCAGCAGAGCCCGUAACACUACCCGGGACCAAGUAUCCACUUGCGCCCAGUCACAUGCUCCAGACAAGCCAGUAUGACUAGACAUGGAUGGCCGAAGGAGAGGCUCCCGAGGCCGCCGAGUAGAAGAUCUGAACUCAGAGGUCACUCAGGUUACCAGUACCACUGAAUUUUAGCAGUAGGUACUUUGGGCCUAGCUUUAUGUGCUGUUCGAGAAUACGAAGGUAUUGUGACACUUUCCUAUGAUAACCAUUGUGUUCUAGACUUCUUCAAAUUCCUUCAAUCUUUUCCAACAGAGCAGACAAUCAGACUCUUUUUACACAAAUGAAUCUUGACUCUAAGCUUCAGCUGUAGCUGGAGUGGUAAAGAGUUUACUAGUGAUAUUGCUACCUAGAUAUCUUCCAUAAAAUUUAAUAUUUGACUGUAGUUCAUGCUGUGAACAAAUGUCCAAUCAUUGAAAGCGUUGACAGUUAAAGCAAAUCCAGUG
Molecule: messenger RNA, 1636 nt
Organism: Nanorana parkeri
Lineage: Eukaryota; Metazoa; Chordata; Amphibia; Anura; Dicroglossidae
Gene: OPRD1
Product: opioid receptor delta 1
Exons: 3
Coding region: 114-1229 (371 amino acids)
Biological process (GO): neuropeptide signaling pathway; G protein-coupled opioid receptor signaling pathway
Cellular component (GO): neuron projection; membrane
Molecular function (GO): neuropeptide binding; G protein-coupled enkephalin receptor activity
Source: RefSeq, a predicted model, not a curated record